CCCGUGCUUGCGGCGAUUGGCUUCUUUUUUUUUUUGUCUUUUCUUUUUUUUUUUUCCAUUCGGAAACCAUCAUAAAAUAGGCACUACUACUACUACAACUACUACUACUGAGCAGCCGCUGCAUUCCUUUCUUCUUUUAUAGUUACCUAUACGUACAACUACUACACACCGCACAUACAUAUAUUCAUUUAACGCGUUACGAUAAUAUGUUUAUACCUGUACACCUCGUAUCACGUUAACGUUCCGACCGACCGCGAUAUAUAUACAUAUAUGUGUACAUAUAUGUUACAUAUGUAUGAUACGUGCGUGUAUAUAUUAUAUCAAAGUAUAAAUAUUUUUUUAUGACGAUAAAACCGCGAUUAACUGCACUGAGUCUGUUGCACAUUCACAUUACUGUUAAACGUACAGAAUGUAUAUUGUUGAUUAAUUCCUAACCGAUCGGGCUUCCGCCGAAGAAUCGACUGUGAUCGUAAAAUUAAUACAUAGCAGGUGAGUGUUGUAAUUGAUCAUUUAUUAACAAAAAAAAAAUAAAAAAUUUAAAAAAAUAUACUGUAUGCUACAGAAAAGGAUGUGUUAACGUUCUAUUUUUUCCCCCUAGAUUCCGACAAAAUUACUUGUUACUAGUGUCUACUGUUUUCUUGUUGUUAUACCUCACUUACUAAUAUUAUUACUAUUAUAGUUAAUGAAAUUAUAUUGAUGCCUUUAUCAUUUAAGUUUAUUCUUCUACUAGGACAUAUUGAAUCAUGUUUGUGAGUUAAAACGGCACACACUCUUCACGAUAUGCAGCAAACACAUCCCUUCACAGCAUCCGAAUACGAAUUGCAGCAGCAGCAACCACAGUACCUUGGUAAGCACGAUGCUGCUGUUAAGUAUAUGCAACAACUAGGUCUUCACAAACAGAACAUCAAAGUUGAUUCUGAGGUUAGUAACCCGUCUGUAUAAUUACAUUUUUAUGAUUGGAUUACUCUAUGCGCUCUUUUAAUAAUUUUAGAUAAGGCCUUGCUUAGUUGCUGAACAAGUAAUUAGCGACCAAAAUAGCAGUUGUGGUAGUCCACCCUUAUCCAUUGUUGUCAAUGGUGAUGAUCAACAUAGUACCAGAACUCCUGUAUCCACAUCAACGUCUGUAUCACGAUCUAAACCUCAAGCUUGUCGAAUAUGUGGACGUGUUCUAGCAUCUACUUCAUCUUAUUAUGUUCAUCUCAAAUCACAUUCAAAUAAUAAACCUUACCGUUGUACACAAUGUGAAGCUUGUUUUUGUCGUAAACCAUAUUUAGAAGUAAGUACUUAUUAAUAAUAUAUUAAAGUAAAAACAAAAUUAUUAAAGUGGUUAAUACUCAAAAAUAAAGUAAAUAAAUAUAUAUAUAUAAAAAUAAAAUAAAUGAAAGAAUGAAUGCGUUGCCUGGAGUAUUAUGAUAAGUAUGUUAUACGACCGGUUUCUAAUUAAAAAUUCAUCAUCAGAUAUAUCACAGUCGAAAUGUAAAAAAUUAAAUGCAUAGAAAUACAUAGAUAAUACAUCUAAUAAUACAAUCAUAAUACAUAGAAAAAAAAUAAUACAAAUUGGUUAUUUUACAUAGAAUAUAGAAAUAAUUUAAUAUGAGAGAUUAUUUAAAAUUAGUUUUUAUUAAACAUAGAUAUGUUAAGAAAUAUAAAUAAUUUGGUUAUUAUUUAUAUAUUUAUUUACUUUAAGUAUUUAUUGUUUGAAUACAAUCAAUAUUCAUAUUAAUUUGAAAAAAAAAAAUACGUAUAGUUUAGGUAAUUUAAAAUAAUAUUGUUUGGAUUUAUGAAUAUUUUCAUUACAAUGCUUACUUUAUUUAAAUUAAAAAAUGUAUAUAUUUUUUAGUACCUAUCAAUUGCUUGCCACAAAUAAAAUUAUUUGAUAAAUGUACUUAUAUUAAUUUAAUUGAAAUGAUAAUGUACCUAUUUGUAAUUUAUUUAUUCAUUGAAUAUCUAAACUAAACUAUUUAUUAUAUUAUUGAUUAAUGUUUUGCCAGGUUCAUAUGAGAACUCAUACUGGCGAACGACCUUAUCAAUGUAAUUUGUGCUUAAAAAAGUUCUCUCAAAAGAGUAGCCUCAACAUUCAUAAAAGAGUACAUACAGGCGAGCGUCCUUAUUCAUGUGACAUUUGCAAAAAAACAUUUGCAGUUAAAAGCUACGUUAUUUCUCAUAAGUAUGUUUUUUUAAAUUUAUAUUUGCAUCAUCAUUGUUUUUAUGGCUUUCCAUAAAUUUAUUUUUUUAUUUUUUGAAAUAAAAUUAGAUGGAGUCACAUGACUGAAAAACCGUUUGUAUGUGAACAAUGUCAGCUAUCAUUUAAUUCUAAGAUCCAGUUUGUAACACACCUUAGAUCUCAUGACUUGGGGCCAGCUCAUUGUUGUCAAUUUUGUGGUAAAGCAUUUGUAAAAGGAUGCUUUUUAGUCAGACACGUCAAUAAAGUCCACCGAUUCAAUGUAGCUGCAGCAGCAGCAGCAGCAGCAGCUACUGAUCAUGAGCCAGUACAUAGUUCCUAUAUGCAAUCAGACACCAACUAUUCUAGCAUAAGGUAUUAACUAUUAAUCCAUGAUAACUUGAGAGAAACAAAAUUUAGUCAAGAAUGAUCGUACAUAUUUCUUAAAUAAUAAAAAAUAUUUUUUUUAUUAUUUUCUUCAGUCCUCAAUUCCCUAUGGGUCAUAAAUAACUAAGUAAUUAAAAUAAGAUAUUAAAAAAUUAAAAAGUUAUAAUAAUAAUAUUUAAAAAAAAAAAAUAGAUUGUAGAUUAAAACACAUUAUUUUAUGAACAUUUAAAAACAUGUAUUACAAUUAUAUUUUGCACUUCACGUUAGAUUUAUUUUUAAAAAUAAUAAUUGUAUUGAUUUUUUAUAUUAUUAAAUUAAAAUGACCUUUCAAAUUUAAACUUUCCUUAAAAUAGUUUUACCUUAUAUAUUUCCUUCCAUGACUGCUACUGAUCUUGCCAUGCUUACAAAUAAAGUCAAAAUUGCUAUAGUAGUCUUAAUAAUUUAUACCUUUUGCAUUUUUAAUCUUAUCAAAAAUCAUUUCACUUAAAAUGUUAUUAAUUUAAAUAAGAUUACAGAGCUGCCACUUGUGCACUAUUAUUAACUUUUUUUAUGAAUUCUUCACUAUCUGGCAUUAUUUUAACAAAGUGUUCACCUUAUUAUACACGAAAAAUAAUUAACUCCUAAACAUUUUAUUGUAUAAUAAUUAUAAUUAUUAUCUAUUUUUGUUACUUUUCUUAGAAAGGAGGAAAGAAUUACUUCAAUUUUAAUCUUAUUAUUCAAACACAAAAAGCGCAAUUUGUUCCUUUAAUUUUAUCAUUCAUGAAAUAAGCAUAUUCCUCAUAAACCAUAUACCGGGUUUUUCAAUAAUUAUUAUUACAGAAUAUCAAAAUGGCAAAUGCAUAUUUUUAUUUUAUAACAUUAUUUGAUUGUAUUAAGUGAUUUUAAGUGAUAACUUUUGUGACAGACUAGACUUUUUUUUAAUAUUUAUUUUAAAUGAUAAUCAUAAAAUGAAACCUAGAAGAAAUGUGGAUGUAGUACACUCAAGGAACUUAAUUUUGUAGUGUUAUUAACACUUUCAUUGUUUAAUAUUUAAGUGUUAUUUUAUAUUUUUAAAAAAAAUGUAAUAUGAUAUAUUAAAAUUAAAUAAUUUAAAAACAAAUAAUUUUAACUUUAAAAUAUAAUUUAUUAUUUCAAAAAAAUAUAAUGUUUACUAUUUAUUCACUUUUUUAAACAAUCUCUUCACUAUAAUCACUUUUAACAGCCUUAUAAUUAAGUGGCAGCCCUGAGAUUAUAAAUGAAACAUUAAUAAGAAAAACAUGUUUUCGAAAAUUGCGUUUUUUUUCAUAUAAAUAUUCUAAAAAAAAAAAUAGUUCUAUUGUUUUGAAAAAGGUGAAUUGAAUUUUUUUUUUUUAAUUUUUGGUCCUACUAUUUAAUAAUAAAAAAUAGAUUUAAGCAUCUUAUAUAUAUAUAUAAUAUUUAUGCCUUAUUAAAAUAAGUAUUAUAUAGUUAUUUUUUACCGGAAUAUUAUUAUAAUGAUAAAUUGGUAUAGAAUGUGUAUUAAAUAAAAUUAAAAUAUUUAAUACAGUUAAAGUUAUAAUGGAUUGUGAAAAUGGUUUGCUUAAAUUUUUAAAUAUAUCUUUCUAAUAAAAAAAAAAAAAAAAAGUUCUUACCAAACGUAUUAUUACACUAAUAAGCAUUGUAAAUAUUGUAUGAUAGUUCAAAACGUUUUUAGAUUUGAUCCUCGUGAAAUCAGCAUAUUGCCAACUACCAAAAAUGGGCCUCGCUUUUUGGGGCCUCCGCCGCAUAGUACAGAUGGUCCAACACCAUUAACCCACCUUACGCCCAUGAUGCUGGGUCCACCGCAAAACACACGAGCAUAAACCUAUUUCUUCUGUAUUAAAUGAGUAGGUAUUUCUGAAGAAUUAGAAAAUUUGUAUAGUCUUGUUUUAUUGUAGAUAAUAUGCGUUUGAUAUCCUAGUAUUAAACUAAAACGUCAUUAUUAUCAAACAAAUUAAUAUUAUUGACAUCAUCACUAUAUCUUUGAUACUUUUUUGAUUUAACCCGUUUUAAAAAAAUCUGAAUUUAUGAUUUAUACAAUUGACGUGGUUUUGACGAUCAAAUAGGGUAUAAUGUAUUUAGAUUAUUUUAGAAUAUUUUUAAUCUAACUUUAAAAAAAAUUAUUGUUUUCAUAAAUUAAUAACAUAUAAUAAUAUACAUAUAAUAAUUAUUGUAGUUUAAAAAUUGGAAUAUAUAUAUAUUUUAAAAAAAUAACUUAGUGUGAUGAUGUUAAUAUAAAAAAAUGUUUAUGUCUAGUUUUAAAAUAAUUUAGGCAUUAAUUUGCAUUAAAGAUAAAUCCUGUCAAUUUAUAUUGACUAUGUAUUUUUACUGUAAUUAUUUACUUUAAUUUGUUGAAACCCCUAAGUUCUUUAGCGAUUGAUUUUCAUUUUGCAAUACUGAGGUUCAUUUUGAAGACCAAGUAUAUAUUCCUAAAACUAUUCUUGCCGUUGCCUACAAAGGCUUUUUCUUGUACAAAUUUAUGCCAUAAUUGUACAAACUAAGAAAACAUCACUUUUAAAUACUAAAAAACUAACUAAUUUAUUCAUGAUUAUAACAAUUCAUAGUUAUUUCUUUUUUUAACAUUAUGUAUAUUUUUGUAUUUAUUUUAUUUGAUAUUAGGAUGAGAAAAUGUACUCAUGUUGCACAAGAUUAGACACUAGAUCAAUGAUUAUAAUUACUAUUGAACAAACUCAACACAGAUUAGAUUUAUUUUUGUAUAUUAUUAAAAUUGUAAUUUUAUUAAUUAUUUCACUUAUUUAUUAUAUAACUAUUAAAGUAUUAAUAGGGCAAACACAAUAAAUAAUGAUUAAUAUAUUAAAAACAAAAAGAGAUUAAUUUAUAAUAUUUUAAGUUUAAACAAUUUUUCUAGGUUCCUAAUUUUUUAUCAUAAUACUUUUAAAGUAUAUUUAAAUGUAGUUAUAAAAAAGUAACUAUUUUUAAAUGUUUGUAGGAUUCAAAUUGAAAAUUAUUGGCAAUAACACAUCAAGAAUAGGAAACAUAAAUAUUUUUUACUGAUUUAAAAAAGUGAUAGUUUGAAUAAGUGUGCACUUAAAAAACUUGUUUUGUAAAUUGCCUUGUAAAUUGUAUGCAAAAUUACUAUUAUUUAUCUGUUUAAAUGUAUAUAAAAUGAAAAAUUAGUCUUGUGCGGUUUUAUCUAUAUAUAAUAUGGAUAUGUUAUAUAUCAGGCCACAUAAAUAGAACAAUAUUUCGGGAGAGGUUUAUAAGUUAACACUUUUUAACUAUAUAACUAAUAUAUUAUAAUGUGUUUUUCAAAUUUCAGUGGAAGUUAGGGUUAAACCUUUAUAUUCUCCCCUAUAUGUGUGCCUGGUGUAUAGUUUAUAUAAAUAAAUAAUUUGUGACAGACUUUUGACUGUUAUUUUAUUAGUUUAUAGAUAGUAUUGUUUUUGAGAGCCAGAGAUAUCAAGUGAGAGGAAUUGGCCAUUUUUUUUUUCUUUGUGAAUUUACAAUUAUCUUUGAUAACCCUAGAUUUAUUCUAAUACGGUUUUUCUUUUUGCUAAUCUUGAUGCAUGGUUUUAGGGUGACAAACUGAUUGAUUAUGUAUUUAAUAAUCAGAAAUUGCCAAUUGUUUUUAUAUGUAUAUAUAAUAUAACUCAUUAAGUUAAUUUACUAAAUCAUGUCUGGUGUUUGUGUAAAAUGUAAAAAAAAAACACAAUUAUAAAUAUAUUUUUGUUGUUUUUCAUAUCAUAAUUUUAAAUUAGUCCUGUUUAUUUUAUUUUUAAUGCUGUCAUUAAGAAUGUAAAUAAUUUAUUCUUUAAAUUAUAGACUUGUAUAUUUUUCAUAUAUAUAAAGGUUAAACAGUGCUACCAGUUUUUAGUUCCUCGGAGUUAAUUUUUGUUUUGAUUUUUUAAGAUUGUGUUGUAUAAAAAUGAUUUAUAUAAAGUAAAGUUUUAAAUUUUGUAUACUUAAACGUACAAGAAAAUAAUAAUAUAAACUUAGCAUAUUUUUGGUACAUUGGUCAUUUUUUUUUUUUUUUUUAAUAAUACUAUUUGUCAGUAAUGUAGUAAGUAAGACAACGAUUAUUAAUAUUACGCCUACAUUAUGAACAAAUUUUUUAAACUAUGUUUUAAUAACUUGUAUUAUACAAUUAGUUUAAGAAUCGAAUCUAAUAUUUCUUACUUUUGUAAAAAUUAACUUUCUUUUUAAUCAUUAUACAUAAUAUAUAUGUAUUAUAUAUAUUCACACACUCACAUAUAUAUAUUAUACAAUAUUAUGUGGCUCGUAUAUAUAUUAUUGAAUUAUUAUUAUUAGAUUGUUCCAAAACAAACAAUAUUGUUACCCAACGUUUAAUGUUAUUUCAAAAUUUAGCUUUAUUGCAUUGAAUUUAGUAUGUACUAUGUAUGUAUGUAUGUAUGGGCAGUAAACUGACUGAUACUCGAAAAGUCGUUAUUAUAUUGUUUACACUCGGAACAUUGUACAACAGAAAAUAAAUUAUAUUAUCUUAAUAAAAUCAAUAUAAAGUGAAAAAAUUAAAAAAAUAUAAUAAUAAACACAUAAAAUAAUUAUUUUUUGCUGUUUGCUUUUGAGUCAGACUUGUCAUUUGUUGUAUGUUCCGUAUUCAUUUGGUCGAACUCUUAAAACAACCGGAACACUGGUACAUGGUAAUAUAGCAAUUUCUGUGACUACAGCGGUUAUUAGAUCUGGAGUGGUCACGUCAUAUCGAAGACAUAAUGGAGUCAAAUAACGAUUAUUCAACCACUGUUCUUUGGGCAUAACUUCAUGAGCGUUACCUACAAUAAAGAUUAAUUAAAGUCAAUCUGAUCUCACAGUGCUGCUCUUGUGUACAUAAUAUAUUCAAACCUAGUUCAUUGUAAACAAUCGAAUCAGUUUGCACACGUUCAGUAAACUUAUAUGUUUCACAGCACACCAAUACAGGUACGUUAAAAUGUUUAGCAACCAAUGCUAUUUGAGAACUUCCGGCUCGACCCAUUACGUAGCCAUUGGCUAACAAAGCAUGUGCACCUAGCAGUACCUUUGUCGCCCUGGUCAUGAUGAAACUAGUGGCUGAAAGGAGCACAUAAGUACACUUUACAUCAUUCUGCACAAGACGGUGAAGCAUUUGUCGGCCUUCAUACCAUGGUGCAGAGUCAACAAUGAUAACACUGAACUGUUUGUUAUUGUAGUAGGCUUCUGUUAAUAUCCGUUCAACCAGUGAAGAACUAA
Molecule: messenger RNA, 7726 nt
Organism: Cinara cedri
Lineage: Eukaryota; Metazoa; Arthropoda; Insecta; Hemiptera; Aphididae
Source: the annotation of a GenBank genome assembly